Owenia fusiformis is the source of this 968-nucleotide messenger RNA. Lineage: Eukaryota; Metazoa; Annelida; Polychaeta; Sabellida; Oweniidae. The record is from the annotation of a GenBank genome assembly.
AUCACUUCCUUGUUCCAACAUCCGGAUGAAAAGUCAGAUUGACAAGUUAUAUAAGUGUCAAUGGUACACACAGAUUGCAAGUCAAAUCACCUGUAAGAAUUGUCAUGCGGCUCUAGAAAUUGAAGAAAAAUGGUACAGAACUAUAUUGCGAAAGGCUUGUUGGGUUUUCGUGAAGAUGAAGGGAGAGAGAAUGUACGCGACAACCUCUUAUAUUUCCUCGCUGGUGUUGUGUUUGUGUCAAUUCUUCCGUACUUGCACAUAGGUGUGUUUGACAAGCUGGUAUAUGCUGCUAAGCCAAAAGUGAACAGAUCAACCUAUACCUGCAAUUGCUUUGAUACUAUAUUCAGAGGACCAUAUGAAUACCCCCCAAGUGGAUACAAGCACCUAUACUUCAAUGCAACUUUAAAUUCAAUGAAAAUAUGGAUCACCACUGUGAUUUUUAUCCUCGCAUUGAAUGAAACGCUGAAAUAUUUAUUGAAACUAUGGAGACACCAGAAGUUAAGAAAGAAGAUGUUUUGCUUGGUUGCCAUGACAACGUAUCCACAUUAUUAUGCAUGGUGGGUUUACUUGACGUAUUAUAAUGAGGAAUUUUACCUACAAUGGUCGCAUCAGACUGUUUUUACCAUCACAGAGAUUAUCUCGACACUCUUAGUGCUAAACCUAUGUAAUACAGAAAACCCCAUGUCGCUAUGGAAACUCCUGUUUAUCAUCAAUAUAAACACGGCUCAUUUAAUCACGGGAGGGUUUGAUCAGUUUUACAGGCAGCUUGUAUCAACGGGUUAUAUUUGGCAGAAUUCAAGAAAUAUUGGAUUGAUGGUUCCCGAUAUUUUUCACAUUUUGAUCUGUUUAUUUGAAAUCCGGAGACUUGCUAAGGAAAAGAAGGUGUGGUCCUAUGAAUUGUUUUAUAAGGAGGAAUACAUGCUUUCAUUCAGUUUGAUUCUGGUGUUUUAUGUUUUGACAUCUAUUUU